Mesorhabditis spiculigera is the source of this 2472-nucleotide messenger RNA. The record is from the annotation of a GenBank genome assembly. Lineage: Eukaryota; Metazoa; Nematoda; Chromadorea; Rhabditida; Rhabditidae.
AUGAUCUGGGCGAACCUCUUCAUCCCGUAUUGUGAUGCCCUGAUCGGCUUGGAGAAGUUAUUAUUCGUCGUCGCCCCCAGCUUCUACCAAACCCUCAACUCUCGCCAUGUUCAUCGAUUUAUGUUCUGUCUUGUCAUCGUUGUCACGAUCACGUCUAUAUGUUUUAUCAUCCAUUGGUCAAAUGUUAAUGACUUUAUGACGACUAUGUUUGUCUACGAAGCCCACGCCAAGCAAAACACACAAAACGGACGUUUCUACGCCAGUUUUGCCUUGGCUGUAAAAUGGACAGGGCUUAUAAUCCUCGCCACCGUCAUCUGUAACCUCAUACCGGAGUGGUGCCGAUGGUUAAAUCUAGACAUCUACAGUGGCUACGAGUUCUACGUAUACGUCCUCUUCGCCGCCAAACCAAUCUUCAACACCUUUGUCGUAAACUGGCUGGAGAAGAAGCUCGGGGACUCUGAAGAAUGGGGAGGACGAAAUGCAGCGUCUUUUCUCAGCAAGGAGAUGAUCGAGGAGUUGGAGACGUGCUUUCAGCGCCUGGAGACGAACAUCAAGGUGAAGCUGCUGACGGCAAUUCUUCACGUGCAGCCGAGGUUGAUGGCAAAUUGGAAACAGGAAAUGUGUCAGUUGAUCUACUUGGGGCAUCGGGAUCCGGACGACUGGGUUGAGGCAAUUGCCGAGCUGAUCAAAGAUCUCCCAAAUACUGGUCGUAUCACCUUUGAGGCACCCGCUUCCGGUGAGGGCCACUAUUCCACUACAUUACAAGAGCUGAAAAAUAUUAUGAAACGCCACGCCCAGGCCGGCGAUCUCCGAUUAUUACCUCCAAGCUCACGGAUCGUCUCGGAAACGGCGCUAAAAAAGCCGAAGCAGCCGCCAACCCGGCGGCAAAUCAAAAACUCGGCUCCGUCCACAGCCUCCCCAUUUGCAAGAGAAGGCGGCGCAAAACUGCUCGACAUCAACGAAAUCCCGCAAGCGUUGAAGAAGCGGAAAUGCGACGUUCUGGCGGAGGAGCGGAAGCGGAAAGCGGAAGAGAAAGAGGAAGCCAAGAAGCAGGAACGAGCAUUGAGGGAAGCCAAGCAGGAGGAGAUGCGGAAAAAGCGGGAAGCGGAGAGAUUGGAGGCGGAGAAGAGGCGCCAGGAGAAGAUAGCCCAAUCGAAGGCCAAGGCCAAUAAGGUGGUUCGAAACGAUUCGGUGACCUCGCAGGCGUCGCUGGAUGAGACCAUUGAGGCCGUCAUCAAAUCCCCUCCGCCACCGCCAAAACCAACACCCAAAGUGUCUGUUGAACCGGCCCCAAUCCCCAGAUCAAUUUUCGACGAAGCCAUCCAAAACGAGACGGAAAAAGCAGUGGGAUCCCUCACGCCAGACUCUCCGCAUGGUGGACUGUUUCAGCCAAUUGCAAGUACUUCUUCGGAACGAAAGGUGGCGCCGCAGCCCUCGCCACUACUCUCCCCGGCUUCAUCGGCUUCUCCCAUGCAGUCACCUUCCUACAAUACCGGCGGUCUAUUCGCUUCUGUCGUACCGACGCCACCGCCUCCACAACAAACCAGGCCGGCUCCGAAAAACCCGGUGGACGAGCGCAUCUACGGUAUCCUAAACCAGGUCCCAAGGCAGCCCGCGCCCGAGUCACAGCCUGAAAACGAGAUCACCUCCCACCUCUUCCAACCCAUCCAGCAACAAGUCAGAGAGCCGCAACAACCCGCCCAGAUUUCGCAGCAGCGCAGCUCCUCCGGAGAACUUCCGGCCUUCCGCCUGACUCAUAUGAACCAACCGCCACGACAAGGGCUUCUAAAUGCGCAAGGACAGCCGAUCCGUGUCCUCGUCCAACAAGCCCCGCCCCGACAAGUUCAAGCAGUUCCGGUGCAGCAAGUCGUUCAGCAACAACAGCCUCAACAGCACCAGCAACAACAACAACAGCAGCAACAAGUUCAGCAACAGCCGCAACCCCGGAUGUUCCAGACCAUUCAGCAACAAACAGCGCCGAAUGGGCAGACGAUAUACGUCAGAAGAACGAUCCCUGUUCAGCAACAACCUGGAGGACAAAUUCAAGCCCAACAGCCCCAACAGCAACAACCCCAAUUCCUCCGCCAAGCUGUGCAACGCCAGCCCGAGCAGCCGCCCAUGGAUAAGACCGAGCUCGUCCGACGUCAAUGCGAGGAAAUGCUGCGCACCGCCAACUCCCUCGAUGCGAAUAGCCGAAAAAUUGUGGUCGACUUCAUGUGCGGGAAUAAAGUCAACCCACGCCCUGACAUUGGCCAGGUCCUGACCAUCAAGCUGUCGGAAAAUAUCGAAGACGGCGUGAUGAAUGGGAUGCAAGCCAAAUGGAGGGCUGAGACGUUCUUCCAGAUGGACUUUUCCACGGGUGAAUGGAAACGGUUGCGAAAAUGCAAAUUGUUGACGAACGCCGAGUUGGAGCAGCUGGGCUACUCCGUUCCGCAACAGCAACAACAAGCCCCCAAUAUGUAUCAAGCUUUU